AUGUAUAUAGAGUGUUGUCAACCCUACCCCGCCCUCCACUGCUCCAGGCGCGGGCUCGGGGCUGGCAUGACAUCCAGGGCGGCGGCGCAGGCGCUCCGCCAAUUGUCAUCAGUGACAUGCAGACCGCCGAGCAUCCGUGCCGCGGUCACCGGCUUGGCGGCGGCGGGAAGGGCGGCGACGACGCGGACACAAUCGUCCGUGUCCGCGCAACAGACGGUCCGUCGACUGCUCCAGACGAGCGCGGAGGGCGUCGGCGGGUGCGGGAGCGGGGCGUUCAACGGAUCGCGGGCACGGACGGUGCAUCUCGUCAGGUCGCUGACAUCCAUGACCGUCGGACCGUCGGGCACGAAGAAGGCCCUGGCGAUGGCCAAGGCGCUGAUGCACGACGCGGAUGAGGAGAGGGGCCUGCUCGACGGGUGCGUGGAGGACAUCGACGACACAUGA
Micromonas commoda is the source of this 444-nucleotide messenger RNA. RefSeq lists its product with no specific name. The transcript has a single exon. Lineage: Eukaryota; Viridiplantae; Chlorophyta; Mamiellophyceae; Mamiellales; Mamiellaceae. The record is from RefSeq and is a predicted model, not a curated record. The coding region runs from base 1 to 444 and encodes 147 amino acids.